This is a messenger RNA of Paramecium sonneborni, 3232 nucleotides long. The record is from the annotation of a GenBank genome assembly. Lineage: Eukaryota; Ciliophora; Oligohymenophorea; Peniculida; Parameciidae.
AUUUUAAUGGGAUAAUCUUCAUCUUCAUCUUCAUAACCAAAAAAUGAGUCAUAAGAAUCAUAAAAAAGCACUUAAGCAGCUCUAGAUUAUUGGGCCAAAAAGUAGGAAUAAGCUUAUUAGUAAAUUGGAUCUGAAAAGAAUGAUGAAUAAUUAAUUAAUGUUUAGGAAACAUCUAGUUUAUUAUAACAUGAACAAUAAUAGCAACAAUAAUAAUAAUAGAUUAAUUAAGUAGAUUAAAUUAAAGAAUAAUAGAUGAUUGAUUAAAGUAGUUCCUAGUAAAUCAUAAAAUAAGAAAUAAUAUAAUAACAAAUAUAAGAUGAAUAUAUUGAUUAAAAUAUUGAAAAUCAAAUAAAUGAGCCCUGCAAUGAAUUUAUUCAAUUAAGUUAAGAAGAAAUAGAACAUAUUUGGCUUUCAAAGAUAUUUAAAAUUGAUGCAAAAAAUUAGGUUAUUAACAACUAAAAGGUUGACUUUAUUUCUUAAGAUUAAUGUAUAUCUAUUCAAUAUAUUAUCGAUGAAUUAUGCUAUACAUUUUUAACAUGUUCAUAAUUUAGAGAAUCAGAGAAAUUCGAAUUUCUAAUAGAAGUUCUUAUAAAUCUGGGAGAAGUACAAAUCUAAGAAUAAUUUAUUAAAUUAGAUGAAGGUAUUAUUGAAAAAAGAAAAUAUGAUGAGAUUUUACAUUAUUUAUAAGGAUAAUUAAUAACUUGUAUUUUAUAUCCAGAAGGUUUAGAGUGGGAUAAGUUUGAUGAAGAUCCAAAUAGAGUGGAUGAUUAUAGGAAUUAAAGAGCCACUGUUUUUUAUAAUAGAAUAUUUAGUUCUAAUUUACAACUAGAUUAUUCAGGAGUUAUAUAAAAUUUAUUAGAUUAUAUUAAUACUAAAGUUAGUUCUGAUGAUAUUCAAAAAUUUUUGGAUUUAAUGUUUAAAAGAGAAUUUAAAGAUCUGAGUAAUUGGUCUCUUGAUUUAUUAGAAUAAUCAUCAUAAACUCUUAAGUUAUUAUUAUUGAUUGCAAAUUACCCAAAUAUUAUGGAGAUUAUUUUAAUGAACAGUUGGGCUUUUGGAAAAUUUAAAUUAAUGUAAUCUGGAUAACAAUUCUAAAAUAAUUGUAUUAUUGGAAAGAUGUUAAGUGGUAGUUUGUUUUAUACUGAUUCUUUAAUUGCUAAAAAUAAGUUUUUAGGUGAUUACAAUUCUAUGAAAAUAAUGAGAGAUCAAUAUAGAAGAAAAAUAUUCAGUUUAAAUGAUGAAAUAUGUAAAUUAUUUACAAAAAUAUUGAGCCAUAAAUCUAAUGUUCUUAAAAUGAUGUUUUAUAAUUUUAUUUCUAAUAUUAUUGCUUUGAAUCUUAAUUUAGAAAAAAUAUUAAAUUAAGGAUUGAUGUAAUAAUGUUGCACUCCUGGAAUGGUAUUUAAUUUACAUUAUGUAUUACUUAAAAUGUUUAAUCCUUGGAUUGAUGAUUAAGGUAAAAUAGAUUUAAGGAUUAAAAACAUUUAAUUAUAAAUGUUUCUUAUUUUAAAGGAUCAUCCUUUAUUUUCAACAAUAUAUUAAAAUAUUGAUUUACUUGCACCUGAUUUAACACCAGCAUAAGAACUUUUAGAACUUGAAACAAAAGUGGAUCCUAUGACAACUAUGUUUUUGUUAACUUAAAGAAUAAAUCAUAUUAUUUCUACAAUUAUUGAUUAAUUUUAUUAUAAUAGAAUCUUAACUAAAAUGAGUGAUAUUGCCUAAUAAUAUGGUCAAAAGUCUACUUAAUUUUAAGAAAUUUUAUAAUUGAAAUUAUCAUUUGAUACAUAAAUUUUGGAUCCUAAAACAAUAACAUAUACAAUGCAAUUUUUAAGUUUUUCAAGUCAACUUGCUAUGAGUAUGAUUGAUGAAAAUAAUAAACCCAAAUAUCCUUAUGGUUUAUUACCUUCUAGUUUUGUUAAUGAUAUUCAUUCAUUCUUUAAUACUUACAAAUAUAAUGAUGAAAUUCUUAAACAACCUUAUGAAUUUGAAAAAUGUUGUGAGUUUGCUAUUUUUGCUAUGGAUACUCGAAAUAUUACAAAUCCACAUUUAAGAAUAAAGGGAAUAGAAGUUUUCCAUAUUAUUGAUUAGGGUAAAAUGAAUAAAAGAGGUAUUGUUCAAACUUAAUCUUUUGAUUUUAUAUUUAGAAACAAUGAGAUAAUUGAAAAACAUAUGAUUAGUGGAUUACUUAAGGUAUUCAUAGAUUGUGAAAGAACAGGUGAGGGUAAUUAAUUUUAUGAAAAGUUUAAUUUUAGAUACAGAUUUUGUAAAUUAAUUAGAUUUUUACUUGAAAAACAUAAAGAUAGAUAUAAUCUAUUAUUAUCUUAAACUGUUGAAAAAGAAAAAGAAAUGUUUUUGGCAUUUGCUAAUUAUUAUUUAAAUGAUAUGAUUUUCUUAUUAGAUGAAUGUCUUACUAAGAUCAAGAAAAUGAAAAGUUUAGAAUCAUAAUAAAGAGAUAUGGAAUAAUAAUAAGAUUAUUUCAAACUUUAAUAAGAAUUAAAAACAUUAUCUAUAUUUUUAUAAGAAUAUUAUAAUAAUAUUUAAGUUUUUAGUGAAGUUUAACCUGAAGCAUUUUUGACUGAUGAAAUUAGAGAUAAAUUAGCAAAUAAUUUAAAUUACACCUUAGAACAAUUAAAUGGAAAAUAAGCUGCUCAAUAUAAAAUAUAAUCAUUAGGAUCUGUAAAUUUUGAUCCGAAAUUAAUUAUGGGAAAUGUGAUAGAAUUAUACCUAAAUUUCAGUUCUAAUGAUUAAUUUUUAAUGUAAGUAGUUAAGGAUGAUAGGUGAGAAUAUAUUAAUUAUCAUAGGUGUUUUUCUAUUGAAUUAUUUUAAGUGACCAUCAAUUUAUUAGACAAACAUUAAAUAAUUCCAUAUCAAAGAAUAUAAUUGUUUAGAGAGUUAAUAUUUAAACUUCAAGAAUAUGAAGAGAAAAUUAUAAAUUAAUUACCAGAUGAUGUUCCUGACGAAUUUUUGGAUCCCUUAUGUUAUUCUUUAAUGACAGAUCCAGUUAAAUUACCACAUUCUAAUGUAAUUAUAAAUUAUAGUAAAUUAGGUAAUUGUAGAUAGAUUGACAAUAAAAAAGUAACUAUUAAAUUAAUAGAUUGAUCCAUUUGAUAGAACUCCAUUAACAAUUGAGAUGGUUAUUGAAUAACCUGAAUUGAAAUAGAGAAUUGCAAAAUUUAUUGAGAAUUCAGAGAAAAAGAAAACCAAACAAUAAAUAAAAAUUGUAUAAGAAGAAAAUUGA